UAAAAAAAAACAUUGAAAGCGUCUGAGCACAGCAGCUGCAGCUUCAGGGAGAUUCUUCUACUCUACAACAAUGAGUGAAUCACUGGUGGUCUGUGAGGUUGACGAGGAUCUGGUUAAGAAGCUGAAGGCUUUCCGUUUCAGAAAACAAACCAGUAAUGCUGCCAUUGUCAUGAAAAUCGACAAAGCCACACAGAAGGUGGUUCUAGAAGAGGAACACGAGGACAUUUCUGUGGAGGAGUUAAAGGACGAACUACCAGAGAGGCAGCCGAGAUUUGUGGUGUACAGUUACAAAUACGAACAUGAUGACGGGCGUGUUUCCUAUCCCCUCUGCUUCAUCUUCUCCAGUCCAUUAGGUUGUAAAAUGGAGAUGCAGAUGAUGUACGCAGGAAGUAAAAACGAACUGGUGAAUACUGCUGAACUAUCAAAGGUGUUCGAGGUCAGAAACACUGAUGACCUUUCAGAGGACUGGCUCAGAGAGAAACUCAGCUUCUUCGGCUAAAGUCGUUUCAUGUCAUGGGGUCUGGGCUGCGAGGAGGAUCCAGAUUGCACAACCCAUGGCUUCUCUUUGGGAGAUCACACUACAGUUAAACUUCCCCUCCUUUUUACACCAGACCUGAUUUAAAUAGUGAGAACAAAUGCUUUCUGUGCUCCGUUUUAGGUCUCUGCCGGUCAAAAUCCCAGCAUAUCCCAGACCAGUUAGAGAUUUUUACAUUUUCUCUGAGCUAACCAAGCCUCACCUCUCCGUUAGCCUAAAACUGAGACGGCUAUUUGACGCAGGUCUGUUUUUUGACUCCUGAACAAUCUCUCCAUGUGCCAGUAACGUGUCUGUGUUGAAUUAACACUCCCAUAGCUCUUAAUGUGGACAGAAAUGAUAGAACCCAUCCGCCUUCCUCUGCAUCUUCGGUCAGGAGAUGUAUUGGCUGUAUAUAGAGACGGAUGACAUGCUUCCAGCUCCUUCUGUUGUACAAAAGUGAAGCCAAAAUACCCCCAUGAUAGGUGCUUAUAUCUUAUGUAAGUCCCCCAACCAAAACUGACUGUAAACCUCGCCACAAGGUCCUCAUCCCUAGUGCUGACGAUAUACAAACAUAACACUACUUUGCUCAUCUGAGGUUUAUUUUCUGUUCAUUUGCUUCCUGUUUUGACAUUAUGGUGACCCAUCCAUCCUCUUCUGCUUCCUCUGCAAGCCGACCCUUACAUCCCUCGCACAGCAAUGCUUUCCAAGUUCAAGGCAUUUCUCAGGUCAGAUGGGAUAUAUAAUGCCUCAAGUGAGUUCUGGGUCUCCCAUGGGGUCUCCCAGUAGGAUGUCCCGGGAAGACAUCCACAGGGAGGCACCCACAUGAGGUUUCUGAACCCCCUCAACUGGCUCCUUAUGAUGGGAUAAAUGAUCCUCAGUCUGUAACUUUUGUUUCAUUUUGAAGGUGGCUGUGCAUUUGUGUCGAUCUGACGUUUCACAGCUCUGCUAAAAAUAGACUUAAUGUUUAUCACGAGUCAAACAAAGUGGCUCUUGGUACGCACAGGGGACGGAAGAAAGGCUGUGUUUUACUCUGGAGAGAAUGGCUAAUGCACUUUGUGGAAAUUGCAGGUUGCAGAUUAAGUGCCAAAGCUCCUUUGGGUGGAACAGAAAAGAUUCUGGUGUCUGUUUGAAGCAGAGUCUCGUGACUCCGGUGUUACAGCGUGUCUUAAAAGCAAGCAAUGCAAGCAAGCAGCAGCGACAAAAUCAGCUUGUUUUGCUUCCUGUGACAGUUUCCCAAUAUUUUGUAGCACAAUGCAGAGAAAGGGUUCUACCACGAUGCUCUGUUUCUGGUUUCCUUACUACCGCUUGCACAGACACUGGUAAGGCCCUGGAGGUGUCCAGAAGGUAGAUUGUUUUGAUGACUUUUGAUUUUUGUGUAAGAAGUUGUCCUUAAACUUGUUGGCGGGGAGGCAAGACUACUCAGCUCAACACUGUCAGAGGUGCAACAAUACAAAGCACAAUGCUUCUGUUUCUCCGCCUUCAAAAUAAAAGAGACGUCAUUCUGUUUACUGGAAUGGAUGUUUAAUAGAUACCAUGUUGAUCUCUUUAAACAGAUCCAGAAUGAUAUCUGAUGCUUGGGUGCUGAGAUUUGGGAGAUUCCUCUCACCGUUCCAUCCCUACUAUGAUAAUCUAAUGCACACGGCACAGUAGGAGCUUCAUUGGUCAACAGAGCUGUCAAUCAUAGUAUAAUGCUCCUAAACUUUUCAGAGAAACAAACACUAGUACCUAAAUCAGAUCAACAUGAUUAAGAAGAAUUUAUUUGAUUUUAAAGUUACACUCAUGUCCCUUUUAUAACAUAGAGGAGGCGGGGCUUAUGAGCUAUACUGCACUCAGUCAGCAGGGGGAGCUCCACGUGUUUUGGCUUCACUUUUAUGUCGUCCAUCUUUAUAUAGAGUCUAUGGUAUCAAAACUUUCUGUUUCUAUUAUUAGUUUACAGUCUUUUUAACCUCUUAAGUUUCACCUUUUUAUGUUCGAUUUAUGAUUUGAGGGAGUUUUACUUUUAGAUUAUUUCCUAGUGUUUGUUGGUUUAUGUAAGCAAAUACUUUAUAGCAGUUUUUUUCCCCUUUUUUUUGUUAAAGAACAACUUCCUGCCAUAGUUCAGCGACCAAAACAUAGUCAGUCUCUCCUUCAGUCCUUCAGUAUUAAUCUAAGGGCAUUUUGUUUUUAAAUUCACUCCAGUCUAUAAAAGAACAACAUUCAGACCAGUUGAAGGAAUGCUGCAUUCACGUGCUGCUUGGAUGCUCCGACUUUCCAAAUUGUCUUCCCAAUGCCAGAUUUUUAUGGGAACAACAGGGACCCUGUAAGAAAAAGAUGUCUUGAUUUUACCACUCAGAAACCUAACUAGGUCACUUUAACGGGCAUUAACGCAGCUCUACAAACAUAUUCAAAAUUGCAAUUAGGAGAAAUGAGCCAAAAAGUUAAAUUGCAAUUUGUGAAUCAACACAAGUCUGCCACUUUUCUCCCCAUAUGAUGAGUCGUUUGCAGUCAGCCCUGUAAGAAGGAAACACAAUUCCCAAUUCUUUAAAAGUAGGUGUUUAAAAAUGAUAAAAUCUCUAUUAUUUUACUGAUCCAUGAUAGCAAACAGUACUAAAAUAAUUCUGAUCAAUAAGACCAGGUCUACAGUGAGAUGAAAUCCACAGAAAUUGCGACAAAAACUUUUUUUUGCUGUCUAAAUUUCACAAAACAUUUGCAAAUUUUCUGCAUUUGCAUUAUUUCCAUUGGUAACUAUACUAUAGAAAACAUAAUCCAUGCUCAAUCCUUGGAUUACAUUCUGUGAUAUUUUGAGGUUGCAGAAUUGUUCACCAUGUUGCAAAACUUAAAAAACUGAAUUAUUUUAAAAAAUAGGUGUGGUAUUGUGAUGGCCCACAUUUCCUUGUUAUAAGCUUUCCAGUCAGAAACAAGUUUUUCCAAUAUUUUUCCAACAACACAUGAAUGCAGCGUUAUUUCUGAUGCCUUCUCUUACUCUGUGAACUUGGACAAGCUGGAACAGGAGGCGCUGCAGCGUUGCUUAUCACGGUUUUGUCUGUUUGAAGAAACAACAGUCAUGAUAAGCACAGCUGCAUACUUUAGAUGAUAUCUCUCCUGAAACACAACAUAAACUGCUCAAACAUUCCAGUUCAUAACUGACGACAAACCUCCAUGACAGUUUGGAAACACUGCACACAGAGUGGCGGCGACCUGCAGCCGCUCUGGUUUGAUGUGUCUUUCUUUAGAGAGAUUGUUAGAUAAUGUCGUGCUUUAUAGCCAGUGCUGUUAUUAGUGUUGGUGAAUGUUGUGCUCCAUUAAAAACCGCCGGGUUUUUCUCAGCGCCGGUUGCAGCCUUCAGAGCGAUGGCUGUGACUUCUCAAAAUGCCAGUAGUGCUUCAUUUUUAGACUUUGUAGGUAAAAGAUAGCAUGAGGGGGGAUUCAUAAGAACUUACAGAGCAGGGGUGAAGACUUAUGUGCAGCUUUUUGAAGGCUGAUAUUUGUGCAUUAAAUAAUCACACCGCCCACAAAUCUUGAAAAUAGCAUUGGUGCAGUCCUUACAUUUUUGCAUAGAUGUCUCGAAAAUGACACAAUCUGAGUUCAGAUGUGGAGCCGCAACAUUAAAUCAAUUAGUUCUCAAUUAUUAGACCAAUCACUAUCUAUUUUGUUAACCAAUUAAUUCGUUUAAGUAACUUUAUUUAGAAAAAUGCCCUGAUUUCAGCUUUUUGAAUGUGAAUAUCUCCAGGUUUCUCUUCUCCUAUAUGAACUUAAACCAGAUAUUUUUUCAGUUUUGACAAAAACAAGACAUCAAGAUUUACUGAUGGAUAUUUUCUGACAUUUUUAGAGACUAAACAAGUUUUCUCCAAAGAAUAUGCCAUUGAUUGGUCAGUAGCAGAAAUAAAAAUAACAUGGGGGUAGAUUUAUAUGUAAAACAAUGGGUAAUUCCAACAGCUUCACAGUGCUUUCACAACUAUGGUGGUUCUCAACUGGUGGAUCUGGACCCAAAAGUGGGUUGCGGAGCACUUUCCAGUGGGUGGCGAAAAGUCUGAAGUACUGAAGUCUUUAGUGGACCCCGUUUUACUGUGAAAAUGGGUCAGUUUAGUUGUUUUAUCACUAUUUCAACUUUUAUCUCCUUUUCUUGCAAUGAAAAAGCUGCUUCUCCCAUGAUAAUGACAUUGUUUCUCAAGAUGUUUGGGAAAUUUGCAAAAAAAUUUACAUGUUAUGAAGGGGAAAGGGGGCAUAAAUCUUGUCAAUUUUGUUCAUGUUCAUUUUUACUAUGAUAUUUUUGGUCCAAUAAAGCUCCAAACUGCAACGUAUUCAGUUAACUAAACAUGCAUUAUUUAAGAUUUUUGGAAAUUUGGCUCAUGAUUUGUCAUUAGAGACACUGGUGAGGAUAGGCCAGCUGAGAACCACUGAUGUAAAGCAAUGGCUUUAUAAAUGAGACAAUAAAUUAGAAGUAGGGAUGCAUGAUAUUGGGUUUUUGCCAAUAUUUACAGAUUAAUUUUAGCUGAUACCGAUAUUUAAAUAUGUUUAACAUAACUAAAAAUUCAGUCCUUUGAACAUGAUUUAAGGUUUGAGGAUGAAAAAAGAAACUCUUUUUCUGAACACACUUUAAAGUUUAAAGAAUGAGGAUGAACUCAGAAAAAGAUCUCAACCUACAUAGAUCUGUUGCUCCAGCCUAAACCCCCACUAACUUAUUAGUGUGUUUGGCCAAAUUUACAGUCCAUUUAUGCUGAUAUUCACGCCCAAAAUAUUGGAUGUAAAUAUCUGCAGAAUUUUUUAUAUCUGACGUGACCGAAUUUUUGCCUUUUUUAGCUAACGUCUGCCAGUACAGAUAUCAGGCUGAUAAUAUUGUACAUCCCUAAUUAUAAGUAUAAAUUGUGAGUUGCAGACCUAGUCUGCAUCAGUUUUAGCUCAGAGCACAUAAUGAAAACAUUACAAAUGUCACUUUUCAAACACUUGAAGACUCUUAAAUGUUUUUUGGCAUUUUUUCCUCAUAACUUUAUCUUGUAGUUAUUGGUUUCCUGCCAAGAAAUCUUCUAAAACAAGAUUUGAACCAGUCAGAAACAAUAAUUUGCUAAAAUACAAACUUCUAAGUCAUUGUAAGCUACUUAAAAGCUUAAUAUCAGCCCUGCGUUCUGGUCUGACCUGGUGAACAGCUACAAUCAUAGAUAAAUCCACCAAUAAGUGAUCUAUCAGUCAUUAAAUCUGAGGACUGCAGCUGAUUGGAAAUCCCUGAGGCUGAAAAUCACCACCUCCUGAGUAAUGUCAAACUGCUAAGUCUACCAUACGAAUGCCUUGUCUUAAAUUUAUUACUUUGUCAUAUUUAUGUCUGUAACACAAGGAUAAUGUGUCCAAAAUAAAAAUACAUUUUCCAAUGGAAGAUAAUUCCAUUUUUCUGUUAUUGGGGGGAUUUUUAGGUUAUUUUAUACCAGUAAAUAAUUUGUUUUGAGCUUCCCGAUGUUUAGACAUCCCCUGUUUUCUUUAAAUCUUGAUAAAAAAAUCUUUAUAGUUUCUUUUUGUGUAAAUCUGACUGAAAGUUGCACAAUCAUCCUGUUAGACAUGAGUCAUCCACAGGAACACUGAUGUGAGACAUAGAGGUUAAUAUUAACACUGUUGGCUUGACAUUUUGCUGCUGUAGCACAUUAACAUAACUCCAGCAUGGGGGGUUCUCAUGUUUAAAGGUUUCUGCUGUUACUGAAGCUGAAGUUUGUGCUGCCCUUUAUGGGUUUAGGAAGUUUUAUGAGUCUAUAAACAGGGUUGGGAAUUAACUUUUCUGUCUACCUGUCGCUGUGGCUCAUGGAUGAAAAAUCUACCAGCCAGUUAUGUCUGCAGGGAUGUAUAAUAAUAACAUGAUUUAAUAAUGAAAUGGUAUUGUGUUCGAGGAAUAUGCUAUUUCACAAACAAAAAUUCAGCUAUUAAAGAGAAGAAUUACAUAUUUAUGCCCCAACUCAUUAAAUCCCAUUUCCUGAUAUGAUUUUUUCAUAAUGAAAGUAUUUCAACAACUUAACAACAGGGGAUUUCUUCCAUCUAAACUGUUUUGGAAAUAAAAGUGUUUACCAAAGCAGAGGAUUUCACAGUUACAGCAUGCCCUAACUGAAAGUGAUAGAAGCAGGUGUCAGCUCCCAAAUCAGCGUGUUUACAUUGCCUUAAUGUAGUAUCCUGACUGCUACAUGGUGCAAUGCAGCACAAUGCAGUGCAUUGUUAAUCCCUCAUCACCCUGCUCCUACUUUCCUCUCUGUUGCUUGCGUUGACCUGAACGAAGAACAAGGAAAAGGAGAGAUGGCAAGGUACCAGGGCUUGUUAGCUUGUUUUACAAAGUGGAGACAGUCGUGCUCUGACUCAUGACAACACAGAGGCAAAACCAUGUGGCUCAGAGCCGUUGAAUGCUCUUCAGUACAAAGCACUUGUCCUCUGUUUCUCUGCAUUCAAAAUCAAAGAGCUGGAUGUCAGAUUGUUUAACAAAGGGGAGCAGAAAUUCACAAAGUGCAGAAUUACAUAUUUAUCUGAUGCAGUGUGGAAUGCAAGCUUGCUAUGCUGCAGUAUGCAACAUGAUGUCUGAUGCACAUGCAGUUAUAACACAGUGUUAUAGUAGUUGCAGCCGCUCCAUUGACCACUAUUCACCGCCACAGCCUGCCUCUUUGCGAGACAUCAGUUUUCAGCAGGUAGACCCCUAGAACUGGAGAUGCAAAUUCAUGUCGUGUUGAGCUUUAAAGGGGGCAUAUUUUACCCUCUUAAGACAAGUAUUUAUCGGUCUCAGGGGUCCCCAAAACGUGCUUGUGAAGUUUGUUGCUGGAAAAAAAACACUCCAGUACUGGACUUUUGCAUGUCUAAAAGCCCCUCUGUUUCAGCCCUGCUCACAGUGUCUGUGGCUUUAAAUGUUACUAAGCUGUCUAACUCCGCCCUUGUCUGACUCCACCCCUCCUCUUAGCUGGUAGCUGAGAGGAGGAUCAGGAGAGGAGGGCGGAACCUUCUUCCAAGUGGGAAGGGCUAGCUGAAUGUGGGGGUGGGGCUAACUCCCCAUAUGACAUCAUGAGGGGAAAAUCUGUCAAUGGCUUGUUUCAGCACACAUUUUCUGAAAGGUGGAGGGUUGGGAGGGUAGAUUUUUCUGGUACUUGAGGGGAUUAUGGACAGGCCAGGGGAACAUAUUUGUGUUAGAAAAGCCUGAAAAGAAUUUUUGCAUAAGAUGUCCCCUUUAACAAUGCUGAGUUUAGCCUUUGUAGCAUGUAGCCUGUCAUUGCUCACACACAAGUAGGCCACAAAAGUCUUUGAAAGUAUAGAAGCACCAGCUCUGCUCACAAAGUCUGAUCAGAAUAGGCAGAAAACUGGAAUUAAGUUUACUUUUUAAUGUGACAUAUCGCUCUGUUACUUCUAUUCACCCUCCACUGUGGCUGGUAGGUUGAGCAGUUUCACCUAACAUGGCACAUUAACGUUAAUUUCCAACCCUGUUCGUCUUCAAAAUUCUUUAAAAGCUGUGGUAAAUUUACAAAAAAUGCAUUCAAUGUGAAAUUAAGAGCGUCUUUUCUUUAAAUCUAUUACGUUUUGCAUUUAAUCCAUAGUGAUUUAUGUGAUUAAAUUAUAUUUAUCUGUUAACUUUUGAAACUGAAUUCUUGAAACCUCUCAAAUGUGGACAGCUACUGUAAAAGAACUGCAUGCUUUAAUGUAUGUCUGAACAAUUUCCAUGAGUUUCUGAAUGAACUUGCUGCUUUUGCAUGCAUUUUCUCCAGAUUAUUUUAAAUUAACUCGUAAACUUAUUCGCACAUAAAUUUGUAAAAAUCUGGUCUCAGCUAUGUUCCUACUCUUUCUGACAAACUGACAGAACUUUUUUGAUCUAUGGACAGACUCCCUGAAUAUCUACUCGUUUUGUUAGGAUUUGAGUAUCUGGUUACGUCCUGUGGAUCUGAUAGAUUUCCUUCCUGUUUGGUCAGCCUUCUUGUGUUUUAAACCUCUUUGGUCUUUAACUUCUACACUCCUGUUGUCUUCUCUGAUUAAAUAACUUCUAUUUUCAUUCCUUUGUAAUAAACCUGAGACGUGUAUCAUAACCAGCUGCCUCAUAGCAUAAGUGAAACUUGAGAUAUUUGUAUUUUUCCCAUACUUUAUAAAGUGUCUAUUGUCCUCUUGUCCAAAUAAAAUGACAGUGAUGUUUGA
Messenger RNA from Cheilinus undulatus (humphead wrasse), 8626 nucleotides. RefSeq names its product glia maturation factor, beta (gene gmfb). The transcript has 7 exons. The record is from RefSeq and is a predicted model, not a curated record. Gene Ontology annotation, molecular function: Arp2/3 complex binding; actin binding. Gene Ontology annotation, biological process: negative regulation of Arp2/3 complex-mediated actin nucleation; actin filament debranching. NCBI's taxonomy places the organism in Eukaryota, Metazoa, Chordata, Actinopteri, Labriformes, Labridae. Gene Ontology annotation, cellular component: actin cortical patch. The coding region runs from base 71 to 499 and encodes 142 amino acids.